AUGUUUGCUCCAAGUCCUUUCCGCGCCAAGAUACUCUUGUUCGUCAUCGGGCUUUACAUAAUACCCGAUCUGGGUCUCACAGCCGAGGUCGUCGUCCCCGUGGCAAGGCCUGUGUUACUUGUUCGAGAUUGA
Fusarium graminearum PH-1 is the source of this 132-nucleotide messenger RNA. RefSeq lists its product as uncharacterized. The coding region runs from base 1 to 132 and encodes 43 amino acids. The record is from RefSeq and is a predicted model, not a curated record. The transcript has 2 exons. Lineage: Eukaryota; Fungi; Ascomycota; Sordariomycetes; Hypocreales; Nectriaceae.